Molecule: messenger RNA, 408 nt
Organism: Rhizophagus irregularis DAOM 181602=DAOM 197198
Lineage: Eukaryota; Fungi; Glomeromycota; Glomeromycetes; Glomerales; Glomeraceae
Source: RefSeq, a predicted model, not a curated record
AUGAAAGAAAAUAUUGCUGAACCAAUAGUUCUUAUAAUUAUUAAUAGUAAUGAUAAUACAAAUUUAGAGAAUCAAGAAAAAAAUCCUAUUAACUUAGAAAUUCAAAAAGAAAAUUCUAACACUCAAGAUGAUGAUUCAGAUGAAGAAGGUGAAAAUAAUGAAUUCCAGGUUUCAUUAAAUUGGAAUAAUCUAAUUAAUACAUGGGGGCAAUUAUUAUUAUUACAGGAAAAAGAAGCAGAGUUGAGUGCUGUAACUGAUUUACAUUGUGAUGAUGAUAUAGAUAUUGAUGAAUUUUUAUUAAAUAGAACACAUCCUGCAUUAGAUAAUGAAGCUAAAUGGAAUAUAAGAGACAUUUUUAUUGAUAAUUUAGAUGCCCCAUUUUUUGUUAAUGAAAAUACUUCAAAUUAA